Molecule: messenger RNA, 984 nt
Organism: Aspergillus alliaceus
Lineage: Eukaryota; Fungi; Ascomycota; Eurotiomycetes; Eurotiales; Aspergillaceae
Exons: 5
Coding region: 1-984 (327 amino acids)
Source: RefSeq, a predicted model, not a curated record
AUGCCUACUGUCGCAUUUCCUACUUCCACAGCCAUAGCUGAAAGGGUUCGAAAGGUAUACAACACGUUGGGGUUCAAAAAAGGCUAUAACUUCACUUUAUUCUUUAUCUUUGCGGGGGCAUGGAUGGGAUUCACCCUUGCUCGCCUGCAAUACUUAGACUUCUCAACGUUCUGCAAAAAUGCAGCCCCGGGGGAAUGUUUUUACUACAAGGGAUUGGGAUACGUUGGGCUGUACCUGCAUCUCGGCUGCAUUCUUCCGGCCGCCUUCCUUGCCUUCUUCCAGUUUAUACCAGCCAUUAGGUACAAGGCUAUCCUAUUCCACCGGGUCAAUGGCUACAUCGUAAUCCUCCUUGUCCUAAUCUCUAAUGCUGGGGCCUUGAUCAUCGCAAGACACUCGUUCGGUGGACUCAUGCCUACGCAGGCUGCCGUGGGUCUCCUGGUAAUUCUCUCAACGGCAGCGAUUGGCAUGGCGUAUUACAACGUCAAGCGACUACAGCUGGAACAACAUCGAGCUUGGAUGCUGCGGACAUUCUUCUAUAUGGGAUGCAUCAUCACCACCCGUGUAAUCCUUAUCGCAUCUUCGGCUAUCAUCUCCAUCGCACCAAAGUAUUACAUGGCACAACCGUGUGACAAGAUUGACUACCUCUUUGGAACGGAAGUCGCACUCGCUCGAUAUCCCGAUUGCGCCAGCUUUUACAACGGGUCUCACCCGGCCCAAAACGUUCUGGUCUUAGGUGACUUGAACGGCUCUCCGGAUGAGCUUGGGACUGCGCUAAAUAUCAACUUUGGAAUGGCGCUUUGGCUAGCGAUGUUUAUUCAUGCUCUGGGUGUGGAAAUAUAUCUGCAACUUACACCACGAGAAUCUCAACGACUGCGUAAAAUCUCCUACACUCGGCAAUUGGAAGCCGGGUUUAGAGAUCCCGGCAGGGCAGGACUGACGGUCGAUAAAUUUGGCGAUAGCGAGCCUUGGGUCCCAUCUAUGUGA